This is a messenger RNA of Ramularia collo-cygni, 549 nucleotides long. RefSeq lists its product as uncharacterized. The record is from RefSeq and is a predicted model, not a curated record. The coding region runs from base 1 to 549 and encodes 182 amino acids. The transcript has a single exon. Gene Ontology annotation, molecular function: nucleic acid binding; RNA-DNA hybrid ribonuclease activity. Lineage: Eukaryota; Fungi; Ascomycota; Dothideomycetes; Mycosphaerellales; Mycosphaerellaceae.
AUGACUAUCUCUGGGGUGGACUCCCACGAGAUCAACGUGUACACUGAUGGAUCGGUGAAGAACGGUGCGUAUGGUGGGUGUGCCUGGGCGAUCGAAGAUCACUCCGUGAAGCCGCUGAAGCGGCCCCAAAGUCGUGGCUGGUUCGGUCGAUGCAUUGCUCUCGGUAGGGAGGGCGAUGUCCCUACCACCGAGUUGCAAGGCAUCCGACACGCGCUGGAGUACCUUGUAGAGCGGCAGGAAGCUGGUCGCGGCCUGGGAACCGUGAUCACCAUCCACACCGACUGCUUGGACGCUCUCAACAUGUUGAUCCACCUGAUUGAUACAGGUGGAGUCGACCCUCUCCGGGAGGAUGUCCUUCGGGUCAUCAUGGCACUCCUAGAGAAGUUGAAGGCCUACGGCAUUGGCUGCUACUUCGGCUGGGUGAGGCGGUGUACGACGCCUGGGAAUGUUCAAGCCGACGACUGGGCGUAUGCUGGCUCUUCUCUUGCGCAGGAGGGCAAGAAGGGCAUCAUGCUUCGCCAUGGUCUCGGCUGGGACAAAGGCGUUUGA